Molecule: messenger RNA, 201 nt
Organism: Colletotrichum abscissum
Lineage: Eukaryota; Fungi; Ascomycota; Sordariomycetes; Glomerellales; Glomerellaceae
Exons: 1
Coding region: 1-201 (66 amino acids)
Source: RefSeq, a predicted model, not a curated record
AUGCCCAUCCGCUCAUUAGUCAUGCUCAGACAGACAAUAUCUGCCCACAGACGGGCACGGCGGGGAACCGGCCGAGUGUUACCGGCCCGAACUAGGCCUGUCCGUCUGCAGGCCACUCGCGCCACAUCUAUCCGUCCUCGCUGCCCUCCUGGCGUGAACAUAGGUAAACUAACCUAUGGCCCCCCCGGUUACCUAACCUAA